UAUGCUUUACAUAGAAAAUUAACCAGCGAAGCUCUCAGUGUCAGUGUUUAUUCUUGUCGGUGUUAUUAUUUAUUUAUUUUACUCGUGUUUACGGCUCUGAAGCGCUCGAGAGGACAACAGCUGAAACAGCCAAUGGGCGAACGGUUUGUUAGGGUGUCCGACAUUUCUGGUAGGAUGGAGAAGGUGGGGCUUUACAGAUAUACAGGAACUUAUUAUUCCUCCGCUUAUUUCCUACAUUAUUUAUGCCAGCUGGAGUGCACGUUGUGUUGUAAACGCGGCCCGUGUAUGUAAGGAGUGAUUUCGUCAUAGCCCAAAAGACACACAAAUGAAGAGAAAGCCUUGUAAUCCUCUGCGUCCUAAACGCAGCAGGCAGGUCAGUGCUAGCAGUGAAUGUGCUGCAGAGCCGGGCACUGUCCUGGGCUGCAACGCCCCACAAAACUCUGGAUCUGCCCCAGAAUCAACCGCACAAAUCAGACACCUUGCUAUGCCGCAGUACAGUCACAACCUCCUCAAGUUUUUGAAUGAGGACCGGACUCGACAGAAGUUCUGUGAUGUGUCGGUGUCAGUGGGUGGGAAGCUAUACAGCGCCCACAAGGUGGUGUUGGCCCAUGGGAGCAGCUACUUCCACGCUGAGCUGUCCAAAAAUCCUGCCACAGCGCACGUGACUCUGGACCAUGUGGAGGACUCUGUUUUCCAGCACCUGCUUGGCUUUUUGUACACCUCUGAGUGUGUUGUCGCAGAGACGGAUCUCCUGGCUCUAACCGAAGCAGCCAGAUUCCUGGACAUGAUGGAUAUGCUGAAGCUGCUGUGUGAAGAAGGGGACAACAAUCCAGUAUGUGCGAUCCAGGCACAGGAUGAGAUAAGAGGGUCUCCUGAGGUGGAAAUGAUUGCCAGUGACUCACCAGCAGGUGACACAGACAUCCACAGCACAUCUGAUGUUCAGUGCACUAUGUGCAGUCGCCAGUUUAACACCGAAGACUCCCUGCAGAUCCACUUGGCUGAGAGUCACACUGAUGUACACAAGGAAGCCUUAACUGAGAAAGAGAAGUCGGCAGGUCAGAAGCCUGCUACCACACGGAGAUCAGCGCGCAGGAGGAAAACACCCACCAAGUAUCAGAAAGACAUUGUGGAGUACAUUAUCAGCACUCCUGAGGAGAAACAAAGCACCGUAUCACCAAGAGAGCAAGCUGAAGAAAGAGUGGAAGACGCAGGGAAGCUGGUUGGGGAAAACCGAGCAAACAAACUGGACGUGAACGAGACAUCCAAACCGGCUCGUCGGAAAGACACAGUGGACGAGGAGGAAGAGGAAGGAGACGUUAAUGAGGACGUGGUUCCGCAGAGGAAAGUUGUUGAGGUUUGCUCAGCACACAGGAGUCAGCAGGGUUCAGAGGUAGAAGGGACAGAGCACCAGACUGUUCCAGAGGUAGAGGUGCAUGUACCAACAGCAGGAAGCUCUACCCAGAGUCCAGUGUACCCUGAGGGUCUGGCUCCAGUCAUCAUCCAAACUUCCAGCAAGAAGACUCUCAAGUGCCCCAAAUGUGACAAGACCUUUGACCGUGCAGGGAAGUAUGAGAGUCACACUCGAGUGCACACAGGAGAGAAGCCAUUCCAAUGUGACAUCUGUCUUCAGCGUUACUCCACCAAGUCUAACCUGACCGUACACAAGAAGAAGCACGCCAGCGACGCUCCCUUCCAAAAGAAGGAGCACAAAUGCCCCUUCUGUAGCAAACUCCAUGCCAGCAAGAAAACCCUGGCUAAGCAUGUCAGGAGAUUUCAUCCAGACCACAUCCAAGAAUUUCUUACCAAGAGGAAGAGGAAGAGUGAAGGCUGGAAAUGUGCCAUUUGCCUGAAGACCUUCACCCGCAGACCUCAUCUGCAGGAGCACAUGAUCCUCCACACCCAAGACCGGCCUUUCAAAUGCACCUUCUGUGAUGAAUACUUCAAGUCGAGGUUUGCAAGGCUGAAGCACCAAGAAAAGUACCACUUAGGUCCCUUUCCCUGUGAGAUUUGUGGCCGACAGUUUAAUGACACAGGCAACAGAAAGAGGCACAUUGAGUGUACACAUGGAGGCAAAAGAAAGUGGACUUGCUUUGUUUGUGGGAAAUCCGUAAGAGAAAGGACAACGUUGAGAGAGCACUUGAGGAUUCACAGUGGGGAGAAACCUCACCUCUGUAGUAUCUGCGGCCAAAGUUUCCGUCACGGCAGCUCUUACAGGCUCCACCUCAGAGUUCACCAUGAUGACAAGCGUUACGAGUGUGACGAAUGUGGGAAAACCUUCAUACGCCACGAUCACCUGACCAAACAUCAGAAAAUACACUCUGGUGAGAAAGCACACCAAUGUGAAGAAUGUGGAAAGUGCUUCAGACGCCAUGAUCAUCUGACGGUGCACUACAAAAGCAUUCAUUUGGGAGAGAAAGUUUGGCAGAAGUAUAAAACCGCUGUGCAUCAGUGUGAGGUUUGCAAGAAAGAGUUUAAAGGAAAGUCCAGUCUAGAAAUGCACUUCAGGACACACUCUGGCGAGAAACCCCACAGAUGUCCUGAGUGCAACCAGACAUUUCGGAUCAAGAAGACCUUGACAAAGCACAUGGUGAUUCACUCGGACGCUCGUCCUUUCAACUGCCCCCACUGCAGCGCCACCUUUAAAAGAAAAGACAAGCUCAAGUACCAUGUCGACCACGUGCACAGCACCCGUUUCACUGAGCAGCCCCUCAGCAUACUCAGUGAGGAUAAAGUAGUCUCCAUUUCUUUUGAGGAACCAUCCAAGUCAUACCACGCUGAACCUAAGUCAGCCCUCCAGAGCACCCCACCUCCUACAAAUCUCUGCGUGCCUGUCACUUUGGUUCCUGUCCAGAUGGCAGGAGGAGCACAGGGCGACUUGAACACUCACAGGGCUUCAUCCCUCUCCUCCCAAACUCACAGCAUUGUGAGCAUGCAGGCUCAAGGACAGCAGCAGAACUCUGGCUACCAGGCCGCUACAGACUUGGCAUUCUUAGAGAAGUACACCCUCACCCCCCAGCCCGCCAACAUUGUUCACCCUGUGAGGCCAGACCAGAUGUUGGACCCACGAGAGCAGUCCUACCUGGGCACGCUGCUGGGACUGGAUUCAGCUUCCUCUGUGCAGAACAUGUCUAACUCUGAUCACACACACUGAUGUUACUCAGCCAAAAAAUGGGCAUUUAAGGCGCAGUUCAACUUUUAACAGUAAUUUAACACGAAGAACGGAGGCUAUGGUAUUCAGUAUCUGCCAGUUAAUGUCCUCCAUGCAAGAUGAUUUAAGUUGAAUUUGAUUCAUUUUGGCUCUGGGAGUGCCUCUGCAGAUAACCUCUUCGAUGUUUGACCUGAUCGCACACCUUACUGUCACCAGAAUAAAAGUAUUUCUGUGACAUGGUCAAAAGGAAGAAAACUGUGUACAUCUAAUGAGGGCUUUUUUUUUCAUGACAAACUGAAAAAGUCAGGACUGGGAACAUUUCUGUACUAAUAAAAAUGAGGACACAAAAUUUGAAAUGUUACAAAAUUUAUGUGACGAUUGUGUUACACAUACAUGUUGACUGUUGCUUGGUGUAUUUUCUAUGUAUUUAAGUUUACUUUUGUUUAUCAACACAAGUCUGGUUUUUAAUCGAUGGUUGGAGUUAGAGUGUGUUUAAAGUGUUUACCAUUUUUACUGUAUUUCAAAAGAGCUGAAGUAAAAUUUUUAUCAGGUGAUUGUCAGAAAAGUAACUGAUGACAAUUUUGGUAAGUUGAUCACUCCUUAAAGUCAUUUAUCAGUUAAUAAUAGCAAUCACUUUCUGACUCUAGAGUCUUAAAUUUUAAAUCCUUUUGAUUAGACAAUAAAUUACAAUAAUGACAAAUAAAGAUCCAUAGAUGAAGUGAUAAUAAAAAGAAUGACUAGCGGCAGCCUUGUAAUGCUUAGUGGCCUUGACAUAUAUUGUAAUUUGUGUACAGCCUGUACAAGAUAUCACUCAAAAGUUUUGGGUUUGUAUCUGCGUGUAGUCAUGCCACAUACAAUAUUUGAGGCACAGUGACGGUAUUAGAAGUGGAUGUACUAAUGUAUGUGUGUAAGAACCUUUAAAAAACCUGUUUUAAUAAUUCAAACUAUAAAGUGGAGUGGUACCUGUUCAGAAUUAAUUGAUACAUUUCAAACAUAGUCACAUUCUGAAAUGAUCAAUAAAAUCUGAUUCUGAAACAUU
Larimichthys crocea (large yellow croaker) is the source of this 4187-nucleotide messenger RNA. RefSeq names its product zinc finger and BTB domain containing 41 (gene zbtb41). Lineage: Eukaryota; Metazoa; Chordata; Actinopteri; Sciaenidae. The record is from RefSeq and is a predicted model, not a curated record. The coding region runs from base 326 to 3151 and encodes 941 amino acids. Gene Ontology annotation, molecular function: protein binding. The transcript is spliced from 11 exons.